Molecule: messenger RNA, 1452 nt
Organism: Trichomycterus rosablanca
Lineage: Eukaryota; Metazoa; Chordata; Actinopteri; Siluriformes; Trichomycteridae
Product: homeobox protein Hox-B5a
Exons: 2
Coding region: 60-887 (275 amino acids)
Biological process (GO): anterior/posterior pattern specification; regulation of transcription by RNA polymerase II
Cellular component (GO): nucleus
Molecular function (GO): DNA-binding transcription factor activity, RNA polymerase II-specific; RNA polymerase II cis-regulatory region sequence-specific DNA binding
Source: RefSeq, a predicted model, not a curated record
GUGAAGCACAGCGUUAUAACGACCAAGAUCUACAAAUCAAGCUCGCUAAAACAACCUAAAUGAGCUCUUACUUUGUAAACUCGUUCUCAGGGCGCUACCCAAAUGGCCCCGACUAUCAGUUACUAAAUUAUGGAACUAGCAGCAGCGCUAUGAACGCCUCGUACAGGGACUCCGGCACCAUGCAUUCAGGCUCUUACGGCUACAACUACAAUGGGAUGGACCUAAGCGUCAAUCGUUCAGCCAACGCUGGCCACUUUGGGGCGGUUGGCGACAGCUCUCGGGGCUUUCAGUCUCCAGCCCCGGAGACACGAUUUCGACAGCCUUCAAGCUGCUCGCUUGCGUCCCAAGAACCACUGCCCUGCUCUAACAGCGACAGCCUGGGACCCAAAGGUUCUUCGUCCCCUUCUGACCAAAACGUUUCCGCUGCGACUGGUAACCUCACCAACAGUUCACACUUUACAGAAAUCGACGAAGCCAGCGUUUCAUCGGAAAGCGAAGAAAGCUCCCACAGAGCUGCAAACCAGGUUCCCAGGACACUGCAGAAGCAAGAGACCGCAGCAAGUUCAACCACCUCGGCAGCUACCGAUGGCCAAACACCACAAAUUUUCCCUUGGAUGCGGAAACUUCAUAUUAGCCAUGAUAUGACUGGACCAGACGGGAAAAGGGCCCGAACUGCCUAUACCCGCUAUCAGACGCUAGAGCUGGAAAAAGAGUUCCAUUUCAAUAGAUACCUCACCCGGAGAAGGAGGAUAGAGAUAGCCCACGCGUUAUGCCUCUCAGAACGGCAAAUUAAGAUAUGGUUCCAAAACCGAAGGAUGAAAUGGAAAAAGGACAAUAAACUGAAGAGCAUGAGUCUGGCUACAGGAGGUAGCGCUUUUCAGCCAUAGUGGUAACGCAAUAAGAUGUUGUCAUAUGAGAUCAGGAGAAAACAUCAGACGAAAAUAUGUUUCAAUACAUAAAUAAUCAGUACUGUAAAAAGCGGCAACGUUCGGCAUGCUGUUAGAUGUAUUAGACAACGUAAUUUAACUGUGGUACCGCAAAAAAAAAAAAAAAAGAAGCAGUGUUCUUAUGCUGUUCAUUAAUUCUAUGUCUGUUUCGAGAAAAAGAGAAACAUUAAAAUGCCGCCCGUUGUCUUUAUUAAAAAUAUUGUUUGUGUCAAGUGCUAUGUAAUUGCUGAGAUUUAGCAUGUAAGCUCUUAAAUGUCAUAACUUAUUUACUACCUAUACGUGUACUCCGUUGAGUUUACAGCGGUGCCUCUGCCCAAAUAUGAAAUGAAGCUCUAGUUAAGUAGUGACUAUAUUCAUUUCAAACGUUUUACCCUGUUACAUGGUUCUAUAUGUAUGUUUUUUUAAAGUAAUUGUCUAGAUGAGCUCAUUAGACUUGUAUUGUGUCAGUUUUGUCAUUCUUUUUCAAAAAAGAAAUAAAAUGUGUAAAUAGUCUUAGAUUUCUGUA